GAAGCUUAUUUUAAAACAUUUAAAAACCUGACCGACCUCAAACUUUUGACCAAUAGUGUAUAAAAUUUGUUUAGAUUUUUUUUAUAUUACCUUAAAAGGUGCUCCAUUUCAAAAAGAAUCUUUGUUUUUUUUUACAUUCAUACCAAAAAUCAUAAACACAAUAGUGCAAAAUUGAUUUAUAAAUACAGGACAAUCUUGUCCAGCGUAUUUACAACUAGAAUCAUCAUUAUGCAAAAUCAAAAUACUUUUUAAACAUACCAGUGCUGCCCCAAAAUACGAAUUAUAUUUAAUUGAAAUCUUUUUUACUUUGUAGCUAUAUUCGUCAAGCCAUUACCUAUUAUUAAAAAGAAACAUUUCAUCAUUUAAAAUAUAAUAAUAUGCUCAAUCACGUCUGUUCUUUUAUAUAUUUUAAUAACUACAGGUCUGAAUAAGUAUGCUUUCCAUAUUUCCAUAUUCCAUAUUUUGACGCUUUGUUCUCACAAAUAUUGAUAAAUAUUUAUAAAUAUUAUUUUAUAAAUAUUUAAAACAUUAAAGUAAUUUGCUUGCAUUUAUAUGCUUUCUAUGAACAUAAAAUCGCUUAAGUGAAUUUAAUUUGAUGACACUCAAAUGUCUUUGACUCAUAAAUAAUAAAAACUAGGUUCAUAUAAAGGCAUCUUUAUGCAUACUUUUUUUUUUUCAUUAAAAGUUGUUUGUAUUGUGUUUUAAAGUGACUCCCCCCAAAGCUAAAUCUUUCAUAAAACAUGCUGCUGAUUUCAAUCAAAUGAUUUCAGAUCACAUAAAAAGCUGAAAUUCUCACUCUUUGUGUUUGAAUACAAUAACCUGUAACUCUCCAUGUGUAGUUCUGAACGUGUAUUCAAAUCACAGAAAAACAAAUACACUCUUUCUUCGGUUUCACAAGAUUAUCCAAAAGCUGUAAAGGUUUAAACAUGUACAUGCUGAUUUAAGAGGAUUUUCAUAUGGAGUGUGAAGCACGUACUACAUGCCUAAUGUUAUGUAACACUACUCAUGUUUUUUCUUUCUUCAUUUUUAAAACAAUUAAAAGAAUAUCUGAAUAAAUGUUGUACUGAAUUUAUUCUCUAGUGUCAUUUUAAAAAAUAAAACACAAUGUUUUUCUACACACACUCACAGAAGGACUUAUUUAACCUCAUUUAAUUUUCACUAAAGCACAAAGCUGCUUAAAUCUUUGUAAUGACUCUGUGUUGUUUUUAGAUUGAAAAUACACUGGGCAAAUGACUGUAUUAAUGUUCGAAAAACAGCCAAACAAGAGUUCAAAUUAAACAAAUAAUUCCACUGUCCGGUAAUUUUACCUCAUUUCCCAUGAGUAAGAGCCUUGUCGGGCAUUACAGCUAAUUAGUAGGAAGUUUGGGAAAAAGAAGGCGGUGCACCAGAAGGUUUAUUUAGCAGAUUAUUCUUAAAAGUAAUUCAUAUGUAUGUGGCUCGCUUGAUGACACAAGACUUGUUUAUCUAUAUUAAAUCCAUGAUGUUUAUUAAUGGGUUUACAACUACUUGAAGAGAUUUUGAGAGAUAUAUAAGUCUGAGCAGCUAUGGGAGGUAUUGUAGAAGAUCGAGAGACGGCAGGUGCCCCAGAUGGCGGAUGGGGCUGGGUUGUUCUUUUAGGAGGUUUUGUCAUCACUGGCUUCUCAUAUGCCUUCCCAAAAGCUAUAAGUGUUUAUUUCAAAGAACUGAUGCAUGACUUUGGCUGUGGAUAUAAAGACACAGCCUGGAUUUCAUCAAUAAUAUUGGCUAUGCUCUACGGUUCAGGUCCCAUUUCCAGCAUCAUGGUCAAUAAAUUUGGAUGCCGUCCAGUCAUGUUGGUUGGAGGAUUAUUGGCCUCACUUGGGAUGAUAAGUGCAUCUUUUGCUACCAGCAUUAUCCAUCUUUACAUCACUGCGGGUGUCAUCACAGGUCUUGGACUGGCAUUGAACUUCCAACCAUCACUGAUUAUGCUGGGGGCUUAUUUUGACAAGCGCAGACCACUUGCCAAUGGACUGGCGGCAGCUGGAAGCCCCGUAUUUCUGUCAGCCCUGUCUCCGCUAGGACAAUUACUGCUCGAUCAGUAUGGAUGGAGAGGAGGCUUUCUCAUUACCGGUGGUCUUCUGCUCAACUGCUGCACAUGUGGUGCUGUUAUGAGACCCCUGAAACUUAAAGAAAGGAAAGCCUGUAAUCAAGAGCUGAAGGAAAUGCUGCCUCCUGAGGCUGGACAGGAGAAUAUAGUUUGUGAAAACAAUAACGAUAAACAGCCCAGUAAAAAGAAGCUUCUGGACUUCAGCGUACUUCGUGACAAAGGGCUUAUUAUCUAUAUUAUUGCAAAAUUUAUAGUUGUUCUUGGUUUAUUUGUUCCGACUAUUCUCUUAGUCAACUAUGCUAAGGACCAAGGAGUGCCUGAUAAGGAGGCUGCCUUUUUGUUGUCUAUUAUUGGAUUUAUUGACAUCUUUGCUCGUCCUACUUGUGGCGUUGUGGCUGGUUUAAAAUGGGUGCGACCCAAGAUGUCAUAUUUCUUCAGCCUGGCCUUGCUCUUCAAUGGCCUGACAGAUGUGUGUUCAGCUACGAGCACAGACUACAAGGGGCUGAUUAUCUUUUGUGUGUUUUUCGGCCUGUCUUAUGGCAUGGUGGGAGCUCUACAAUUUGAAGUGCUAAUGGGUAUUGUGGGAACAAGCAAGUUUUCUAGUGCACUAGGCCUAGUGCUCCUCUUUGAGGCAGUGGCUGUGCUGAUUGGACCUCCCUCUGCUGGCUAUUUGGUGGAUAAAUACAAGAACUAUGAACUGAUUUUUUACAUGGCUGGCGGAGAGCUGAUCACUGCUGGAAUAUUUCUGGCCCUUGCUUCAUUCUGCUGUAUUAGCCAAAAGAAACGCAAAGACUCGCCACAAACACAGCAGACAGAUGUGGAAGUCAAUCCUGAAAGAUAAACAGUAGAGAGAUGUUUUUGUUUUUGCAGUGGGACAUUUUGUUUAGCUAUUUAUGUUAUUGUAAUGAUUGUCUUGUUACAUGAGCGUAUUUAGAUUUUCUAAUUCCUGCAUAUUAAUUUGUAUUAUUUCACAAAUCAGUGAGAACAUAUUUGAUUAUGGUUCAACGAAUAAAAUGUCUAAGGUAAUAAAAUGAAAAGCAAGAGUG
This is a messenger RNA of Danio rerio (zebrafish), 3111 nucleotides long. Lineage: Eukaryota; Metazoa; Chordata; Actinopteri; Cypriniformes; Danionidae. The record is from RefSeq and is a predicted model, not a curated record.